Messenger RNA from Rubroshorea leprosula, 529 nucleotides. Lineage: Eukaryota; Viridiplantae; Streptophyta; Magnoliopsida; Malvales; Dipterocarpaceae. The record is from the annotation of a GenBank genome assembly.
AUGACUGGGUUCACGAGGAACCCAGAGACAAUCUGGGUUCGUCCACCAUUUCCAGUCAUUUUUCCUCCCCUUCCCCCUCAUUAGCUUUACCAUGACUGGGUUCAUGAGGAACCUAGAUUUGCUUUGGGUUCGCGACGAACCUAGAGCAGAUCUGGGUUCGUCACGAACCCAAGUCUACUCUACUCUGGGUUCGACGCAAACCCAGAGCAGAUCUAGGUUCGUCGCGAACCCAAGUUUGCUUUGCUCUGCUUUGGGUUCGACGCAAACCCAAGUCUGCUCUGGGUUCGUCGCGAACCCAGGUUUGCUCUAUUCUGGGUUCGACGCGAACCCAAGUUUGCUCUGGGUUUGUCGCAAACCCGUUUCUUUAUUGCUAUAGAUUAGGUAAAAUUUGUUGAUUAUAUUUAUGUUAGAGUCCAGUUUGAUUCAGGGUGAUUCAUUGUCAUUUUGAUUCUUUGUUGCAAACCCACAAUGUUCAUUAUUAAUUCCUUGCUUUUAAUUGUGGAGUACUGAAUGAAAGAGGCAUUCUAAG